Exophiala viscosa is the source of this 6495-nucleotide messenger RNA. RefSeq names its product E3 ubiquitin-protein ligase TRIP12. Gene Ontology annotation, biological process: proteasome-mediated ubiquitin-dependent protein catabolic process; protein polyubiquitination. The transcript is spliced from 4 exons. Gene Ontology annotation, molecular function: ubiquitin protein ligase activity. Gene Ontology annotation, cellular component: nuclear speck. The coding region runs from base 346 to 6045 and encodes 1899 amino acids. The record is from RefSeq and is a predicted model, not a curated record. Lineage: Eukaryota; Fungi; Ascomycota; Eurotiomycetes; Chaetothyriales; Herpotrichiellaceae.
GAUAACCAAAGUGUUGAAGGACGGAGAGAGGAUGAUGGUCUUUAUAAUAACGAAUAAUGCGGCUACACGAUGGAUUUCCGGCCGAGACCAGCAGCCACUCAGAUUUAGGCUUGUCGGGCGCCAUCGUUUAACCCCAGCGGUUGGAUUGCCGACGUCGUUUCUGAAUCUUCGUCCUCCAUAUACCCAGAUUGACUUGACUGAUCCAUACCGGUGCAAGAGACAUAUCACUUUCCAAUGUCUCUGCACUUGAUAUCUAAUACUUGAUAUUUGUGUCUCUAGCAUUCCUGUCUACUUGCAUUGAUCCCUUCUUCAGCGACACGCCGCCCUUUCGAUGGCGGGUUAAGCAUGGCAAACCUGCCCGCACGCUCUUCAGACUUCCACCUUACGACCGGACAUUCAGCAGGACCAUCUGCUCACGACCAUCAACUCGCUACUUCCCAUUCACCGUCUCCACGCAGACACAGAGUCACUCGUUCUGCUGCGAGGCUCGCCGCAGAGUCCGCCGCCCCGACCACUCCUACACCCGAAACCACUCAACCUUCACAGCCCCCUGCAACCUCUACGAGAAAACGCAAAGCCCCGUCCCGUCGAGCCUCUGAUCCCACCGACAAGUCGGAAGAACCAAGCCCUGCAUCAACCCGUCAGGGAACCAAAAGACAGAAGUUGGUCGAAACCACACCGACCCAAGUUUCCCCCGCACAAUCUGUUCCUAGAACCACCCGGCGAAGAGGUGUGACGAACGAGUCGGCAAUGUCUAAUAAUGCUUCAUCUUCCAAAUACACGGACGAAGCCACAAAGCAAACAUCGUCGAAGUCAAGUUCCAGACGCACUUCAAGUAGGGGUAACAAGAAGACGCAGCCCGACAUCUCCCCACCGUCUGAAGCACUUCCAAAUCGAAAGCAGAGAAAACGUUUGACCAAGAAGGGACAAGAUGUCAACAUGAAAGAAGACGGAGAGGACAACGAGAAGUCUUCAAGAAGAGACAAGGAGCAAACUCCACCACCUAAUCGAUCUAACAGCGAUAGCAACGACGACGACCCCCACAGCGCGAUGGAGGACGAUGACGGUGGCCUUGAUCCAUUCUCUGCAGCCCUAUUUGGGUCGAGCCGUGGUGCACCUUCUGGUUUGUCCAGCACGCUGAGAGCCCUAAGUGGAAUGAUGAGCGGCAUGUCAUCCAGACUCAGAGACAUCUUGAACAAUCUCCGACAGGUCGAUAAUCCUACUAUGCAGAUGGUGGCCCUUGAAGAAUUGUCAAAUCUCCUCUUGGUCUCCAACGAAGACAAUCUAUCUGGUCAGUUUUCGCCAGAUCCUUACGUUAAAGAGCUGGUGGCUUUGAUGCAGCCGAAUCCCAUCACAGGCGAAGAAAAUCCCGAAGUGAUGCUGCUGGCCUGUCGUUGCCUUGCAAACCUAAUGGAGGCUUUACGAGGCUCUGUUGCCAACGUGGUAUAUGGUGGCGCGGUCCCUGUUCUCUGCCAAAAACUGCUUGAUAUUCAGUACAUCGACGUCGCUGAGCAGGCCUUGAGCACGCUCUCCAAGAUUUCAGUGGACUUUCCAGGAUCGAUCGUUCGCGAAGGCGGCCUGACCGCCUGUCUCCAGUUCCUUGACUUCUUCGCCACUGGUACGCAGCGCACUGCGGUGACCACAGCGGCAAAUUUAUGUAGAAACAUUCCGGACGAUUCGUUCCCUGUUGUUCGAGACGUCAUGCCGAUUCUCUUGAACGUCCUGUCAAGCCACGACCAGAAGGUUGUCGAGCAAGGCUGCCUUUGUGUCACUCGAGUCAUUGACAGCUUCAAGCACAGCCCUGAAAAGCUUGAGCAGCUGGUGGACCCGCCACUGCUUCGAGCCAUCUUAGGUCUGCUUCUUCCCGGCACGACGAAUCUGAUCGGAGCAAACAUUCAUACAGAGUUUCUACGUGUGCUGGCAAUCGUUGCUCGGGCGAGUCCUCAGCUCUCUAUGGAGUUAUUAAAGAUGAAUGUUGUGGACACUCUGUAUCAGAUCCUCACAGGUGUUUCUCCACCAUCCGAUACUACAAAUGCCGCCUUCAAGAUUGACAGUGUCGUGAUCAUGCAAUCUCUCAUUCACCGACCUCGAGAACAAGUGUUUGAGACCCUCAACGUCAUCUGCGAGCUACUUCCACCUCCACAAGUGACAGGCGACGCGAGUUUUGAUGUUCACGACGACAUGGAAGAUGAUUAUUCGGAGGACGGCGAUCAAUCGAGCAGACCUUCGCGAGCAGAAAAGAGAAGAACGUUGUUGGAAGAUUGCAAAGAGGAAACACGCCGGUUCGCGAUGAUUUUGUUGCCAACGCUCACCGAUGCUUAUUCCAGCACUGUCAACCUGAGCGUGCGCCAGAAAGUGCUCACCGCUCAGCUGAAGAUCCUUUCCAACCUCGAAACCUCUGUCAUUGAAGAGGCACUUCGGCCAGUACCGUACGCCUCUUUCCUUGCUUCUAUCCUGUCUCAGGAAGAUCAUGCCAGUCUGGUGAUGUUCGCCCUCCAAGCAUCCGUUCUGCUUUUCCAGAGACUUGAAGGAAUUUAUCAGUAUCAAUUCCAUCGAGAAGGGGUCAUUGGAGAGAUUAAGAAACUCGCCAACAGACCCGUCUCUCGCGAUGCAAGAACAAUCCUACGCCCCGGAGAUGACCAGACUGGUGCUGCUGGUACCAGCACUGACGCCAAUGGCACCUCACAUAAAUCUGACGACCUCAGAGCUACGCUUGCCGACCAGCCUGAUGAUUAUCUAGCCAACGACGAUUACGGAGGGGGCGACGAAGAUGACGAGGAAGAUGAUGGUGAGGAUGACCCAGAAGACGAGGACAACGAUGACGAGCGCGAAGAUGAAGAAAAUGCCGCGAGACAUCAUGAUGAUGUGGAUGAUUCACAGAGCUCUGAUUCAUCAGACGAGGAGCACCUGCCAUCGGCCUUGACAUCCUCUGGACUAUCGGACCAGGUCAUCAAGCGAGCGAAGAAAUUCCUCGAACAAUACGACACGGCGAAGGGUAGAGAGAUGAAAGAAAAAGCUCUCAACAUUCGCAGCGAUCUUCAGAAACUGGCUGGCGACAUCCAAGAGUACUAUCGUCAACCACAUCCUAUUGACACAGGGAAUGAUUUGUUCGUACGUCUCGCCAAUUACUUCCAUGGUGAUGCACUUGAAAGCAUAACGAGCUCGGAACUUCUGGACUCCGGAGUUAUCCGUGUGCUGGUGCAGGUGCUCUCUGAGGAUCCUUUGAUGGCCGAGAAUCAAUCUCGGGCACAUUUCGUGUCAGCCUUUAUGGAUUCCACCAAUGAGGCGCAGAUCAAGACUACCGCUGCAUCUUCUGCGACCGCUUUCAGCGUGCUGAUCCAGAAAUUGCAAGAUCUGCUCAGCCGUGCAGAACACUUCGAGGUCCUCACUGUCAACAACAACGCAUCUGAGAGCAGCAGGAGCAGCUCUACAUCGAUGCUCUCGCGGCAACUUCGUUUGAGGCUAUCGGCAGAUGGUGAUAGUGACAUUCCUCCGUCAUAUCGCGAGAUGAUCGUCUCCAUUCAUGCAAUCGCGACAUUCAAAGCACUGGACGACUAUCUGCGACCUCGAUUUAGCCAAACCGAUCGACCUUCGGCUCAGCGACGUCGAGACAUGCUUCAGCAAUUGGCCAAUGCUCGACUUGCUCAUCUCUCUGGCGCCGCAGAAUCAGGGCUGUUGUCCCCAUUCGGGCACGAUCUCCGCUCCCCUGCUACCCCGGGCAAUGCUGCAUCACGGGUCUCGUCUCAGGUCAAACAGAAAUCUGAAGAGGCACAGACACCGGCUGAAAAGAAACCUGAGAAAACCGAGCGCAAGCGGUUGACUCGACGCGGCCAAGCAUCAUCUUCGAGUCAGCAGUCUGCUCACCCACCGGAGCCAAGCACAGAAGACGAGGGAAACAAGCUCGAAUGUGCCGAUGAAAAAGUCCUUGAUGACGAAGAAGGCCAUGGUGAUGACGAUGAGGGUGCGCUUGAGGCUUUCGUUGACGAUCUGGACGGGGAAUCUGACGAUGAUACGCCUGAACUUGGUGCUGUCAACAUGGAAGUCGGCUCGACUGGAAAGGUGACCGCCCGUCAAGAAGACGGUACCAGAGUCCUCACACCUCAACCCGGGACCCCGGUUCCAGGAACUACUCGUCCGCCUUCCUCAGGACAGUCUCCAGCUCCGUCCCCAGCGACCACGCGUGCGUCAUACGCUUCAGCCCUUGCCUCUACUCCACAAGAUUGGCACGUCGAAUUCAGCAUCGAUGGUAAGAUCAUACCCAACAACACAACCAUCUAUCGAGCCGUUCACCACAACCGUAAUCAACCUCAGGAUCUUUCGUCACGCAGCGUGUGGUCAGGUGUUCAUACCAUCAAAUUUAGGAAGGCUCGAGGGCCGCCACCGAAUCCCUCCAGCCUUCCUGCCUGGGGCGAGACUGACAAGCAAGGUUCAAGCGACGGCCUGCCAGCGUCUCUCAACGGUCACCCCAUCACUUCAUCGAUACUUAGUUUGCUUCGACUUCUCCAUGAGCUCAACGCGGACUUGAUUGAAGUCAAGGAGGUCCUUGGAAAACCCGAUCUGCAACUCUACAAGGAGCCCCUAGCGUCGUUCAUUAACACCAAGUUGACAGCCAAAAUGAACCGACAGCUGGAGGAACCACUGAUUGUCGCCAGCAAUUGUCUUCCUGAGUGGAGCGAAGAUCUUGCCAGGUCUUUCCCUUUCUUGUUCCCAUUUGAGACGCGACACCUCUUCUUGCAAUCUACUUCCUUCGGAUACUCACGCUCCAUGAUUCGCUGGCAAAACAGCCAAUCUGAGAAUGAUGAUCGUCGUGACCGUCGCCGAGAUGAUCGGCAAAUUCUCGGCCGGCCUCAACGACAGAAAGUGCGAAUCUCUCGCCAUCGGAUCUUGGAGUCGGCCAUGAAAGUUAUGGACAUGUAUGGCGCGUCCCCAAGUGUCUUGGAGGUCGAAUACUUCGAGGAGGUUGGAACUGGUCUUGGUCCAACGCUGGAAUUCUAUUCAACCGUCUCAAAAGAGUUCUCGAAGAAAAAGUUGAAGAUGUGGCGUGAGAACGAUUCAGCCGACGGCGAACAAUUUGCAUUCGGUAAGAAUGGACUCUUCCCGGCCCCAAUGAGCCAGGGCAACGCAAACACCGAGGCUGGCAAGAAAUUGUCGUUGCUCUUCAAGACUCUUGGAAAGUUCGUGGCACGGUCGAUGCUUGACUCCCGCAUCAUUGACAUCGCAUUCAAUCCGACCUUCUUCAAAGUGGGCGCCAUUUCGCAUAUGAUACCUACAAUCGCCUUACUGCGUACUAUCGAUCAGGACCUCGCGAAUUCUCUGUCUCAGUUGCACCAGUUUGUUAAUGCAAAGACAAAGAUUGAACUUGACUCGUCCAUGACGAAGUUGGAGAAGCAACAAGCCAUUGAUGAUCUUACCAUUCGCGGUGCUAAAGUCGAAGACCUCAUGCUUGAUUUCACCCUCCCAGGCUAUCCAGACAUCGAGCUCGUGGAAAAUGGCUCUGAGAUCGGAGUCACCCUGGAAAAUGUUCAACAUUAUAUCGAACAAGUCCUCGACAUGAGCCUUGGACGCGGAGUACGGACACAGAUUGAGUCAUUCCAAGCAGGAUUCUCUCAAGUCUUUUCUUACGCUACACUGAAAGCAUUCACUCCCGAUGAGUUGGUCAUGAUAUUUGGACGCGUGGAGGAAGACUGGUCGAUAGAGACUUUGAUGGAUUCCGUCAAGGCGGAUCAUGGCUUCAACAUGGACAGCAAGAGUGUCAGAAACCUCCUUCAGACCAUGGCCGAGAUGAGCCCGCCUCAGCGACGCGAAUUCCUGAUGUUCGUCACCGGAAGCCCUAGACUGCCAAUGGGCGGUUUCAAGAGCCUCACCCCCAUGUUUACCGUCGUGUGCAAACCUUCGGAGCCACCUUACACCUCAGAUGACUAUCUGCCGAGUGUGAUGACCUGUGUCAACUAUCUGAAACUGCCAGACUACACCUCACAAGCUGUCCUGAAAGAGAAAUUGUUUGUGGCAAUCCGAGAGGGUCAAGGAGCUUUCCACUUGUCUUGAGCUAGGAAAACGAGAUUAUUUGCAGGCCACUGGGCAGACUGAGGCUGGGCAGACCAAUUUGAAGUCGAGGGGCCGUCAGGACUGGAUUCGCUCUGCUUUACGGAUGGUAAAAUGGAGCGUUCGAGAAGCACUAGGUGGAGCUGUGAUAAAGCAACCCGCCUAAAGGGCAUGGGAAAAACGAAAUGAAGAAACGGACCUUUUUUCAGGAAUGGAGCUGGCAUUGCGCGGGGCGGGCUUGGUUCUGUUUCAAGGCGACUUCCGUCACGAACACCUGAUGUUUCGCCCUGGGAACGUAUGGUUGCGCCAUGGGAAAAGAGCGAUCACUGGCUCUGCCUGACGAGAGGAUCCAUCAAGGACAUCGUGAUUGUCCCAUGCAUUAUGAAAGAUCACAUAGCCUUCAACCACAGUUAAGCAUGUUUAAUCAGAGCAUAUCUACUCAGUCCUUCAGGG